AAUACGGAGACCGAUUCUUUAGAUUCAUGAAAGCUGUCAUGCGUGGAGGCGAAGGUGGGGCGCGGUUCAAGGCUGAGUGAUGCUCUUUGUGUAACGGCUGAAUCCCGCAUGAAGCGAUGAAUGUACUGCCCCGUUGUGGUUACGCACUCAGUGGAAUAGAAGGCAAACUGUUACACCAAUUCAUCGUCACAUCAUCGCACUACGCAUUAUCCUCCGAACUCAUUUUCCUGCUUCUGCUGUUGCUUCAUCUGGGGAAUCUGUGGACAUUUGCGAUGCAUUGGAGAUUGUACGGUUUUUUUCUGUUUCUGAUCUCUCUCCCAUUUUUUGCUCAGCACGUUUUACUAUUGUUUCGACCUCCAUCCACAAUUUCUCAUAUUCUUCUCCUCGUACCCUUUUUAUUUUCCGCAUGCUUUCCAUCAUUCCACGACCCUUGCAUCCCAUCCCACUGCAUAUUUCAUUUUUAAAUUUGUGCAUAUUAAUGUCUUCUUUCCCCGCAACUUUUCUUAUUUCUUGAAUCCUUCAUUCAUUUCU
Molecule: messenger RNA, 531 nt
Organism: Suillus clintonianus
Lineage: Eukaryota; Fungi; Basidiomycota; Agaricomycetes; Boletales; Suillaceae
Exons: 2
Coding region: 117-464 (115 amino acids)
Source: RefSeq, a predicted model, not a curated record